AUGUCUCAAACUCGUGUUACAACACGUUUUCUUGAUGUUGGAGAAGAUCCUAAUAAAACACUACCUCCACUUGAAGGCUAUGCAAAGAAAGAUUUGGUAUCCAUUGAAGAGGCAAUUAAAUUAAUUACGCUAGAUGUCCCAAUACAUAAUAUUGACUCAAUGGUAUGGACGGCUAAAAGGAGUGCGCGAGAGCCGAGAGAUGGUCUUACUUCUGAUGAAUUAGCGUCCAUCUAUUUAUAUACAUUGGAAUGGCCGGAAGAAUAUGAUAGCUUUUACAAGUUAUUAAAUAAAAAACUUCGUUCUAAACAACGGAAGCAUCUAAAACCAUGGUUCUCUUAUUUAAAGCUUUUUCUCACAGGUUUAUACAAACUUCCAUCGAUAAGAAAAAACAUUUGGCGUGGAAUUCCUGGUAACGUAAGCCACCUAUAUGAAAAUGAUUGCAUAUGGUGGGGUUUCAGUUCAUGCACUGGCACAAUGGCGACAGUGGAGCAGUUUUUUGAUCGAUCCAGUGAGCGUACAUUGUUUUUAAUUGAAUGUAUCAAUGGAAAAAACAUUAAAUCUUAUUCUGCCCAUGACGAUGAAAACGAAAUCUUACUGAUGCCAGGUACUUAUUUUACCGUUAUCGAUAAAUACAGUCCGGCAGAUAAUUUAUACAUCGUUCAUCUACGAGAAGAAAGUCCACCGCAUCAAUUACUCGAGCCACCAUUCGACUUAACAUCAGUUAACACAAAAACAGUUGUUCCAAAAAGUCAAGCUGCAUCUGAACCAAGAGGUGAUAAUUGUUCUUUUGUACUUACAUCUACUGUAAAUUCUUGA
Molecule: messenger RNA, 816 nt
Organism: Rotaria socialis
Lineage: Eukaryota; Metazoa; Rotifera; Eurotatoria; Philodinida; Philodinidae
Source: the annotation of a GenBank genome assembly